Molecule: messenger RNA, 1517 nt
Organism: Pteronotus mesoamericanus
Lineage: Eukaryota; Metazoa; Chordata; Mammalia; Chiroptera; Mormoopidae
Gene: PHF21B
Product: PHD finger protein 21B
Exons: 13
Coding region: 51-1517 (488 amino acids)
Source: RefSeq, a predicted model, not a curated record
CUCGGGGGCCGGGGCCAAAGUGAGCGCAAAGUGCUGCCCAAGUUGCCGGGAUGGAGCUGCAGAGCCGGCCGGAGGCGCUUGCGGUGGAACUCGCGCGCCACCAGAACGGCGACCUCAAGAAGCAGCUCCACGAGAGGCAGCCGCGGAUUCCUGCGUUCAGCGACAAACAAGCUUUGGGAUCCAUCACUGCAGUGCCUGUCACGGGUCCUCAGGUCAGCUCCUUGCAGAGGCUGGCCGGGCAAGGAGCGGCAGUGCUACCUCAGGUUAGGCCAAAGACUCUGAUUCCAGACAGCCUCCCCGUCACCCCGGGCCGGGACCGGCCGCCCAAGCAGCCCCCAGCACUGCAGAAGGCCACCGUGGUCCGCGUGAAGAACCCCAGCCCAGCCCUCCCCACCGCCAACAACACCGUGAGCCAUGUGCCGGCGCCCGGCAGCCAGCCCCAGACGCUCACCGAGCCGGCCGCCGUCGCCUCCCCUCUGAGCAGCGCCGGCGUGGCCUACGCCAUCGUCUCCACCGCCCCCAGCCAUGCGGCCACCAUCGCCCCCAGCAGCGCCGUGUCCGUGGUCGGCGACAGCGUCAAGGUCCAGCCCCUCCUCAUCAGCGCCGACAACAAGGUCAUCAUCAUCCAGCCUCAAGUGCAGACGCAGCCCGAGAGCUCGGCGCGUUCGCGGUCGCCCACGCAGGAGCUGUGUCAGGGAGCUCAGGCCGUCAAAAAGAAGGAAGACCAGCCCCCGAGCCAGGAGAACCCCGAGAAAAUCGCCUUCAUGGUAGCACUAGGCCUGGUCACCACGGAGCACUUGGAAGAGAUCCAGAGCAAACGCCAGGAGCGGAAGCGGAGAAGCACAGCCAACCCCGCCUACAGUGGCCUCCUGGAGACGGAGAGGAAGCGGCUGGCGUCCAACUAUCUCAACAGCCCCCUGUUUCUCACAGCGCGAGCCAAUGAGGACCCCUGCUGGAAGCACGAGAUCGCCCACGAUGAGCACUGCACCGCCUGCAAGCGCGGUGCCCACCUGCAGCCCUGUGGCGCCUGCCCCGGGGCCUACCACCUGGGCUGCCUGGACCCGCCCCUCAAGACAGCCCCCAAGGGCGUGUGGCUGUGCCCCAAGUGCCAGCAGAAGGCCUUAAAGAAAGACGAAGGUGUGCCCUGGACCGGGAUGCUGGCCAUCGUGCACUCCUACGUCACCCACAAGACAGUCAAAGAAGAGGAGAAGCAGAAGCUGCUGCAGAGAGGCAGCGAGCUGCAGAGCGAGCACCGGCAGCUGGAGGAGCGGGACCGGCGCCUGGCCUCGGCGGUGAAGAAAUGCCUGGAGCUUAAGACGAGCCUGUUGGCCCGGCAGAGGGGCACCCAGUCGUCCCUGGACCGUCUGCGGGCCCUCCUGAGACUGAUACAGGGUGAACAGAUGCUCCAGGUCACCAUGACGACCACCAGCGCCGCCCCGCUGCUGGCGGGGCCCUGGACCAAGCCCUCAGCAGCAGCCGUGCACUCUGCCCUCCAGCACCCCCAGGGGCACAACUGA